This is a messenger RNA of Cannabis sativa, 912 nucleotides long. RefSeq lists its product as uncharacterized. The record is from RefSeq and is a predicted model, not a curated record. Lineage: Eukaryota; Viridiplantae; Streptophyta; Magnoliopsida; Rosales; Cannabaceae. The transcript has a single exon. Bases 1 to 912 code for a protein of 303 amino acids. Gene Ontology annotation, molecular function: nucleic acid binding; RNA-DNA hybrid ribonuclease activity.
AUGCUCUGGAGAGUAUUAGCGGGAUGUAUUCCAGUCAAGGAGAACAUUGCAUUUAUAAAGGAUAAGGGUUGUGUUCUGUGUGAAGAAGGCAAAGAGUCCCUAAAGCAUGUGUUUUGGGAUUGUCCUUUUGCAAGGGCUCUUUGGUUUUCAGGUAUGUUUCCAGUAGUAAAUGCGAGAUCGACAGGCUCAGAUUUGAUGGAACUUAUACAUUUCUUUCUGCAAGGGAUUCCAAUGAAUGAUAAGUGGCGAUUUCUGACAUUUGUUGAUUGUUUGUUCGAAGAGGUUUGGAGGAUGAGAAAUGCAGUAUUAUUCAAAAGUAACAGAAUGGAUAUAUUGCUGUCGAGAGUUUCUAUUUCUAAGAGACUUGAAGAGUUCUACUCUAUACAGGAAGAACAACCAGUAUUUGACACUAACAUAAAAAGAGCAGAGACUUACCUUUCUUGGAAGAUCCCUCAAUCGACGGCAUUUGUGUGCUUCACGGAUGCGUCUUGGAAACAGGGGUCGGCAGGCUUGGCGGUCGGUAUGGUAGAUCGAGCUUCCAGUCGGAGUUGGUGGUCUGCGAAAUGGUCUCGGGCUGCGUCGGCGAUAGAAGCGGAGUCCUUGGCGAUUGUAUGGGCUCUUCAAUUGGCUGUUGAGGCUGGGAUUCAAUCAAUUGCAGUGGCUUCGGAUGCACUGCUGGUGGUCAAGGCGAUCGUUCAAGAUAGCUUUCCUCCGUGUUGGAAAGCCAUAGCAGUUUUCUUUGAAAUUAGGAAGUUGGUUAAAUUAUUUAAUUCUUGCAGCUUUGUUUUUAUUAGAAGGGUAGAUAAUGAAGCUGAUGAUGUAGUGGCAAAGACGGCUAGAAUCGAUGGGCACUGUAAUGACUUUAUUAAUAGGGAGGGAUCCCCUUUUGUGAUACCCAACUACCUCUUUUAA